GAACGUAGAUAAUCGAACCAAGUCGAUAUUUGGUAGAACAUCGUCACCACUCCAAGCUUGAAAGCUUGAUAUUUGGUGCUGAUAUCUUCUGGCUGACUCGCAUCGUUAUCUCCACCUUGUCUGUCGUAUCGCAUCUUACUCAUUUGGUUUCCUAUGUCUGCCGAAUCUCAACCCGCACAACCGGAGGAGGCUCUCCUCACUAAUGGCGAGACAGCUGCAACAGCAGAAAAGGAAGGUAUGGACGGUGGUGAUUCAAACGAUGAGCAGUUGCUGGGAGGCGCUCGGCGACAAAUGGAAUUUUACUUCGCAGAUUCCAACCUUCCAUUCGACAAAUUCAUGUGGACCCUUCACACCGCCAAUGAAGAACAUUGGGUUCCCAUCAAAACUAUCACAUCAUUCAAGCGUAUGCGAGAGUAUACUGAAAAAGGGCACGAAUUCAUUUUACGCGCCCUCCGCGAGAGUACGGAACUUGAGGUGGACGAAAAGGGCGAGAACUUACGACGGCGCACGGAAGUAGCGCCGCCUAAGGGCCAGUUCGAACGCAGUGUAUACGCGAAAGGGUUUGGAAAUGAAGAACCCGGAAUGCAGAAGGAGUUGGAAGAUUUCUUUGCGAAGUAUGGCGAGGUUAACGCCGUCAGGAUGCGCCGCACGGAUGGAAGCAAGGAGUUCAAGGGUUCCGUGUUCGUUGAAUUCGCCAACAUGUCAUCUGUGGAAGCCUUUCUGAACGCAGAUCCUAAGCCGACUUGGAACGGCGAGGAAUUAUUGACCAUGUCUAAAGGUGCCUACUGUGACAUGAAGAUCAAGGAAAAAGGCCUUACUGGAAAAGCUGCCAAACUUCGCAAGGAUAAAAUUAACCGAAAAGGAUUUAACGCUUUCAGGGAUAUGGAGGAUGCGUCGAAAGGAAAAGCCAAUGGAAAGAAAAAGGAGAAACCCGAAGUAUACUUGGAGUUCAUGGGUAGCAAGAUCCGUGUGUAUGACGACGACGACAACGUCGGGUACGUGAAAGAGGAGGACGUGCCGUUCAUCCAAGGGGCAACUCUUAAAUUCAUAGGCUGUGGGGGAGAUGCCAAUUUCACUGAGAUAAAGGCCCCGCUCCGCGAACGAUUUGCACGUGUUCCUUAUAUCCAAUUCUCGAAAGGAGACGAUCAUGGCUUUGUAGGAUUCGACAAGGCUCUCACAGAGGACGAAAUCGCCUAUGUAAAGGAAAACGUCAAGACUGUGAAUUCAAAAGAAGUCGAAUGGUCUAUCCCAGAUGAGGAAGAAGAGAAACCUUUCCAAAUCGAGCGUGCAAACUUUGCGGCACGUUCUGCUCUCUCCCGUUCACAGCUUCGUAACGGGUCGUCCUCUCGUGGUGGUCGUGGGGGUCGUGGAGGACGCGGCGGUCGUGGGGGUGGUCGCGGAGGUCGCCAAAGUGGCCGUGGCGGAGAUGGUCACAGUGACAGAUCCAAACCGAAAGAUAACGAUACCAGCCCCAGCAAACCCACUGGCGAGGAACAAGUGGGUGAAAAACGCAAGCGAGCCAUCGAACCUGACGGUGGACCCGACAUUGGCAUACGGGGCGCAAGCGUUCCAACUAUUGCGGUGGCGAAAAAGGCGAAGGCCGACGAAUCAUAACCAUUUGUAUGAUUUCUGAGAGUGCAAAAAUGAGUGGCGAACCGACGAAGACAGAUUCAGGUCCUGUAUUUUUAGGACAUUGGUUUGCUUGUAUUAGCUUGUGUAUGUCAUAAGCCAUGCCUGACACUUGGUGCCUUAGCCCCUUUGAGUAGAAUAGCGUCUUGCAUCGUGGAGGAAAGUAUGACAACGGUGCUGGGUAGGCCGAGGAGCUGAGGCCACGGUCUCGGACGCACCACAAAUCUUGGCAGUGUUAUUUCCAACCGUCAUAUUUUCCUUCAGUUACCGAGUCAUCACAUCGUUUCGAGCUUGUGCUUGCAUGUGCUUGUCUUCUGCCAACCGCACGAA
This is a messenger RNA of Pisolithus orientalis, 1959 nucleotides long. RefSeq lists its product as uncharacterized. Gene Ontology annotation, biological process: RNA processing. Gene Ontology annotation, molecular function: mRNA binding. The record is from RefSeq and is a predicted model, not a curated record. The transcript has 8 exons. Lineage: Eukaryota; Fungi; Basidiomycota; Agaricomycetes; Boletales; Pisolithaceae. The coding region runs from base 154 to 1614 and encodes 486 amino acids. Gene Ontology annotation, cellular component: nucleus.